ACCCCCCCCCAAAAAAAAAAAAAAGAUUCUGAGAAAUAAACGGUGAUGGAUAUUAGAGAAAUCGACGAUCUUCCAAAGAAUGCCGCCAACUACGCGCCGCUGACGCCGUUGUGGUUCUUGGAACGAGCCGCUACGGUUCAUCCCACCAGAAUAGCAAUGGUCCAUGGAUCUCGUUCUUACACGUGGCUCCAAACUUACCACCGCUGUCGGCGUUUGGCCUCCGCACUCUGUAAACACUCCAUGGGAGCCGGUAGCAUUGUAGCUGUAAUUGCACCAAAUAUCCCUGCAACCUAUGAAGCUCAUUUUGGGAUUCCCAUGAGCGGUGCUGUAAUAAACCCUGUCAAUAUUCGCCUAAAUGCAUCCACCAUUGCUUUCCUCUUGGGUCAUUCACAAUCUUCUAUUGUCAUUGUGGACCAAGAGUUCUUCACAUUGGCACAGAAUUCAUUGAAAAUCAUGAAGGAGAAAAGCCAAGGCCAUUUCAACCCUCCACUUCUGGUUGUUGUCGCCGACGAAAACUGUGAUCCUGAAGCACUCAGGUAUGCUUUGGGACAAGGAGCCAUUGAGUACGAAAGGUUCUUAGAAAGUGGUGACCCUGACUUUGCUUGGAAACCUCCCCAGGAUGAGUGGCAAAGCAUAUCUUUGGGUUAUACUUCGGGCACAACAGCCAGCCCUAAAGGGGUGGUUUUACAUCACCGAGGGGCUUAUUUGAUGUCUUUGAGUAAUCCUCUUGUAUGGGGGAUGAAUGAAGGAGUUGUGUACUUGUGGACUCUUCCUAUGUUCCAUUGCAAUGGUGGGUGUUUUACUUGGGCACUUGCAGCUCUUUGUGGAACCAAUAUAUGUCUUCGACAGGUAACAGCUAGGGGAGCCUACUCAGCCAUCGUAAAGCAUGGAGUGACUCACUUCUGUGCUGCACCUGUGGUGCUCAAUACCAUAGUUAAUGCCCCAUCAGAGGAUACAAUUCUUCCUCUCCCCCAUGUUGUUCAUGUAAUGACAGCCGGUGCUGCCCCGCCGCCUGCUCUUCUAUUAGCGUUGUCUCGAAAAGGCUUCAGAGUCCUUCACACUUAUGGUCUCUCAGAAACCUAUGGUCCUUCAACAAUUUGUACCCGGAAGCCUGAAUGGGACUCGCUGCUACCCGAAACCCAGGCUCGUCUAAAUGCACGUCAAGGUGUUCGUAGCAUUACCUUAGAACGCCUAGAUGUGAUCAAUACCAAAACAGGUGAACCUGUCCCUGCUGAUGGAAAAACUAUAGGAGAGAUAGUGAUGCGCGGCAAUGUCGUGAUGAAGGGUUACUUAAAGAAUGCGAAAGCGAACGAGGUAGCGUUUGCAGGCGGCUGGUUUCACUCUGAGGAUCUUGGUGUGAAGCAUCAAGAUGGGUACAUUGAAAUAAAAGAUAGAUCAAAAGACAUCAUCAUAUCUGGAGGUGAAAACGUCAGUAGUGUUGAGGUAGAAAAUAGUUUAUACUUCCACCCUGCAGUGUUGGAGGCAUCCGUGGUGGCCAGAGCCGAUGAACGGUGGGGAGAGUCACCUUGCGCUUUCGUGACGUUGAAGCCAGAAAUCGACAAAUCAGAUGAACAACGGUUAGCGGAGGACAUAAUAAAGUUUUGCAAGUCCAGGAGGCCCGCAUACUGGGUUCCUAAGUCAGUCGUGUUUGGUCCCUUGCCAAAAACAGCUACAGGGAAAAUUCAAAAGCAUGUGCUAAGAACCAAGGCAAAACAGCUUGGACCCGUCAAGUUGAGUAAGCUGUAACUCUAAUUGUAUAUUUGUAUAUUUAUAUAAAUUUUGAUACGUUAAUGAUUCAUAUAAGAUAAAUUCUAAUAUAAUGGUAAAAGGUGUAUCGUUAUUGUGUAAUGUGUUAAU
Messenger RNA from Gossypium raimondii (Peruvian cotton), 1857 nucleotides. Its product is annotated as acetate--CoA ligase CCL3. The record is from RefSeq and is a predicted model, not a curated record. Lineage: Eukaryota; Viridiplantae; Streptophyta; Magnoliopsida; Malvales; Malvaceae. Bases 46 to 1746 code for a protein of 566 amino acids. The transcript is spliced from 3 exons.